AUGUUUUUGAAAAUUGUUUUACUAGUCACAAAUAGGAUAUGGAAUCUAUUUCUACUAUUAAUAAUUUUGGAAAAUAUAUGCAUCGAUCCUAGACUACGAGCUGUGAAGUCCCAAGCAGAUGCAGCUAGUGCAACAGAUGAAUGUCAAGUGACACCUGUGAUACAUGUUCUACAAUACCCAGGCUGUGUACCAAAGCCUAUACCCAGCUUUGCUUGCAUAGGAAGGUGUGCUUCCUAUUUGCAGGUUUCUGGCAGUAAAAUUUGGCAAAUGGAAAGAUCCUGCAUGUGUUGCCAAGAAUCAGGUGAACGAGAAGCUUCAGUUUCAUUGUUUUGUCCAAAAGCUAAACCAGGGGAACGAAAAUUCAUAAAGGUUACUACCAAAGCACCUCUGGAGUGCAUGUGCAGACCUUGUACAGGAGUGGAAGAAAGUGCUGUAAUACCACAAGAAAUGGCAGGAUAUUCUGAUGAAACUCCUCUAUCAGGACAUUUUCUAAAAUCUCACCAAUUAUAA
Messenger RNA from Diabrotica balteata, 510 nucleotides. The record is from the annotation of a GenBank genome assembly. NCBI's taxonomy places the organism in Eukaryota, Metazoa, Arthropoda, Insecta, Coleoptera, Chrysomelidae.